GCCGCCUCUGCCGGCGCCUUCGAGCUCUACGUCUGCAACGUGGGCGACGCCGACUGCACCGCCUCCUUCUCCUUCCCGCGCUCGGCGCGGCUCCGCCUCUUCCGGGGCGCGCCCGCCGCCAUCCACGAGGUGCAGGCCGCGCUCGCCGCCCUCGCCGCCUUCUGAGCACCGCCGCCGGACACGUCACCGCACGCCACGGACGCGUGUGUUGACGGACGCGCUCAUGGACGCGCUCAUGAUGCCUUCGUGGGCCAAUGGCGGGCGGUGGGUGGGCGGGGCGUCGCGCCCGUCGCCUCUCCGCCACCUUGCAGCGGCGGCGCGCAGGGCUGGAGGGGCGGCGGUGGCGCUUGACGGAACUCGGGGUGGUUUCGGGGUGGCUUCGGCCAACUGCAGCGCCCCGCCGGAGGCGCCACAUUCUUGGGCCAUGCGCAUGUGGAGGGAGCUUGGGGGAGCGCGCCGUGCACUGCACACCGCGCGAUCUCGGUUCGGCAUCGGGGCUGUCCCCAGCAAUCCGGCAGGCCAGGUGGAGCCGAAAGAGAGGGGAGUUAGUCGAGAGAGAGCUCGUUUGGAGGUUACUUUAUUAGGUGUGUGAGAGUUUCUUAUACGGCGAGGGUCAA
Messenger RNA from Emiliania huxleyi CCMP1516, 617 nucleotides. RefSeq lists its product as hypothetical. Bases 224 to 592 code for a protein of 122 amino acids. The transcript has 2 exons. Lineage: Eukaryota; Haptophyta; Isochrysidales; Noelaerhabdaceae. The record is from RefSeq and is a predicted model, not a curated record.